This is a messenger RNA of Coregonus sp. 'balchen', 13549 nucleotides long. Lineage: Eukaryota; Metazoa; Chordata; Actinopteri; Salmoniformes; Salmonidae. The record is from the annotation of a GenBank genome assembly.
CCGGGGAAAUUUUGAAAUUAGCAACAAUGUUGUUUGUGUGAAAGUGCUUUUUUUUUUUUUUUACCAAAGGCACCAUUAGUUAGCUAGUUCCCCUGUCAUUUCACUACUCAGGGCUGGAUUUUGUUAUACAUUUAGACCUCUGCUGUGGCUAGUUUGAAAGUUUUACAAUGGCUGAAGAAGACGGUUGUUCAUCUAGUAUGACGGAGCCUCAGCUUGAAGCAGGAGGAGACAAGGCGGCGGAUGGAAUGAGGUCGACAGCAGAUUCAAGUGAAAGUGGACAGGACAAGCCCGACAAAGUGGAUUUGGAGUCAAAUGUCGAAUUAAAAGAGGAUGUCAGAGAUUUGAAUUUGCGACAAGGAGAUGUUGUCAGACAAGGUUUGUUUAAUAACUAUUGUUGCUCAUUUCAACCGUGCAGCUAGCCUAGCUAACUGGCUAAUAAUGUUAGCAAGCUAACGUUAGCUAGGUAAGUAAAUUAAGUAACGUUAUCUAAAUAACGUUACUGUACUGUAACUAGCGAAACAUGCAACUCCACCAACCGUUGACUCAUAACAGCAAAUAAGGCUAGGUAUAUCUCAUUAACCUAUUUGCUGUAUUUCAAAGAACUGUUAGAAGAAUAGAGGAGAAAAAUUCCCCCCUCACAAAUUGGUGCGUCCCCCCCCCCAAAUUGUAAAGUGGUUAUCCCACUGGCUAUAGGGUGAACGCACCAAUUUGUGAGUCGCUCUGGCUAAGAGCGUCUGCUAAAUGACGUUAAUGUGCCCUUGAGCAAGGCACUUAACCCUAAUUGCUCCUGUAAGUCGCUCUGGAUAAGAGCGUCUGCUAAAUGACUAAAAUGUAAAUGUAAAUGUAAAAAUGGUUGUCUCACUCAGUACUUAUUAAUGGAUCUUUCAUCUCCCCUGGCUUCAUCAUUACCUGCUGCUAGGCCAUGCCAGAUCAGUGAAUGAUGGAGGAGAGGGCACAAGGAAAGGAAACUACUUUACACAAUGCAACCUAGUAGAAAAUUAGAUAUCAAUCUAACUUAUACUUUCUCUUCCAACACAGGACUUUUCCAGAAUGAGGAGGAGGAGGAUGGUGACAGCGGCACAGACUACUUCAACACUGAUAUAGCUGGUACUCAGUUGCAACGUGCUGAACGCAUAGGAGAUGCAUCCCUUCCUGACACCUUUCAGACAAAUGAACUACUUUAUUACGAGCGAUUCAAAGCCUAUCAAGACUACAUGCUAGGUAUGUAACCUUCCUACGGUCUUACAUCUAUUCUACAACCAUAUUGAUCGAUUUUCAAGGCUCCCAGUGACAAAUCGGAAAUAAGUAAAUAAAACUGACUGCUGUUGUUUUGGACAGGUGAUUGUAAAACAUCAGAGGUGAAGGCCUUCACAGCUGACUACCUGGAGAAGGUUCUGGAGCCUUGUGACUGGCAGGCACAGUGGUGCACAGACGUGUUUGAUGUGCUAGUGGAGGUAAGUCACUUCGACCUGAAAGAUUGCCCAGCAAGAGACAUGUCUAAAAGAAGCUGUGCUUUGUACUCUGCAUGAAUGAAUUGGAACACUUGUACUCUGGAUGCAGUUUUAUAGUGAAUCUGAAUCCAGAUGUCUGGUUAAACAAUGCGAAACAGCUAUUUUUUCCAAUGUUAUACAGAUGGUUGGAUCUGACCAGUGAAGCAGAAGUAGCCUAACCAUUCACCCAUGAAAAAUUGUCAUAUGACGGUUACAACCUCAUACUUGUUCCCCUUUCUUCAGGUGGUGGAUGUGAACUAUAAGGAGCUGAAAGCCCAGGUGAAGCUGGUUGUGCCCCUGCAGUGUGAGACAAGAGGCUGCGAGCUGACAGAGGAGGCCAUGAACACCCUCCUAGAGGCCACUCUGUACAAAUUGCCUCUGCAGGAGCUCCAUGUGGUGUUUGAUGAGUCUGGGGACUUUGACCAGACUGCACUGGCACUUGAGCAUCUCCGGUAAGACCCUAUUGUUAAGUUUUAAACUGCUAAGGUUUUUCUCAAAGGGCUGUUGAAGCCACAAUUAUUAUUUCCAAGUCAGAGGAGAAAGCAUCAGAAAAAGUGCCGAAGGCGAUUUGUCCCAUCCCCCUAUAAAAAUGAUUGAAACAGGCCUCUUGUUUUAGGAGUUUGAAUGGUGUGGAACUGACAUUCAAUUUGGGUGGGCCUGACUUUAACUUCUCUUAAUGUGUGUGUGAAUUUUUCAUGCUUGUCUUUUGGUCCGCUUGAUAGAACUUUAGAAUAACUUUAUUUUUCCUGUGAGGGAACUUCUUUUUUGGAGUGGUUAAAGCUGCAAUAUGUACGUUUUUGGGCGACCUGGCCAAAAUCACAUAGAAAUGGGAGUUAUAGAUCUUUCAUUCUCAUUGAACGCAAGUCUAAGAGGCGGUAGAUCUGUUCUAUGUGCAAUAUUUCUAUGCUUCCCAUUCUUAAGUCUUUUACUUUCAGGUUGGUACACCAGCUUUAAACACCUGAAAAUACAAUAUUUGUGGUUAUGGAAAAUAUAUUUCACAGUGGUUUAGAUGGUGCAAUGAUUAUCUAUACUAUACUUGCUUGUUUUGUCACAUAAACUGAAUUUAGGCAAACUAUUAGAAUUUUAGCAACCAGGAAAUGGCAGAGCGAUUGCUGUAUAGUGCACCUUUUAAAACAACAACGACAUAAACAAAGUAGACCCACUAGGCACAAAUAGUCUUACCAGACACUUUAGCCUGUUGUUCCACCUACAAAUAUGACAGUACAGUAAUAACAUCAGAAACAUCUGUGAGUGCAAUAUAGAGCAGGACUUUCCCAGCAGAGUUCUGAAUGGGGAAUGUUGGUAGCUACGUCUCAGAAUCUUGAUCAUGCAGACUCGCCACCCGCAUUGAUGGUGGGAGUUCAUAAAGUUUACACAGCAGCAUUAUGGAGAUUCGUAUGGAGCCUCUGCCUCACUCACCCGCCCCCCCGCCGACCUGUUGUUGGCAUUGCCUCUCAUAGACGUAGCUAGCUAGCACUGCUCUCUUUCCGUCUGGCCGGCAGUUGCAUCCUGUGUCUCCAUGGAUACCACCGGGGAUCAGAUGAGAUGCACACAAUAAAAAUGCUCAAAACGGCUUCACUCUGCUGGUUGGCCCCUUUUUUAUUUUCUUUAUCAGCUGACUCAACUACUUCCAUGCACUGCAAACACAUUUUCUCAGCUAUUAUAUGACAAAAACACUCAAAAUAAUGUCAAUGGACAUGACAGAUGAGACAGAACCGACAUCACCCGUCACAUUACAGCGGCAGAAAAAAAUAUAUGGACUAGUUCUUAUGUGAUAUUAAAUAACAGAAUGGUGUGUUCAAAUUUCAUGGUGAAACACACACUGAGAAAUACCCUGAAGGGAGAUAAUACACUGGAACAAAUGGUUCUGCUUCUGUGCUGAGAAAUCUCUUGUCUGAACUGUCUCAAACCUUUUCUUCUCAGGUUUUUCUACAAACACAUCUGGAGAAAGUGGGACGACGAGGACGAGGAUGAUGACUUUGACUACUUCGUCAGAUGUGUGGAGCCCCGCCUCAGGCUGUGCGUGUAGAAGGGUGAUAGUGGGGGGAAUGGGAAGAUUAUUCAGUGUGUGGGCUAGAUUGGCACAUUCUCAUUUAGGCUGUAUUGGUUCAGAUCUGCCAAUGACACGGCUAGGUUGAACCCAUUAUUUUAUGCCGCUAUCAAAACAGCCAUAUGGCAUAGGAACCUGUAGAGCAUUGCAAAUCAGUGCAGUUCAGGCACACUUGAGCAAGCUCCAUGUCUAAUGGUUGGAGCUGGAAGGCUGUUGCAGUGAGAGGGUGCAGAUUAUUACUUGGCCACUAGAUGGCAGUGUGUACCUGGGGUUUGUGAGCAUGCUGUGGCGUCUCCUAUAUAAUUGGAUAUUUACGGGUGGAGAUGAGGGUUAAGAUAUCUUAUUGGCUUCAGCAGAAAACCUAAAGCUUAUUAUUGUGGGACCAAUCAGCUGCAAUUUUAUAACAAGGACACUAUGUCCACAAUUUGCUUUUAUAUAUUUUAUACAUUUGAGUCAUUUUAGCAGAUGCUCUUAUCCAGAGUGACUUACAGUAGUGAGUGCGUACAUUUUUCAUACUGGUCCCCCGUGGGAAUCGAACCCACAACCCUGGCGUUGCGAGCCCCAUGCUCUACCAACUGAUUCACACGGGACCAAAUAAUGGUUAAGAACAUUAAUCUGCUAGACAAAGAAAUAGUCUUUGUAACCCAAUCAAGACCGGAUUUUUAGAUAGAAUGGAGACCCCCCUUGUUCAGAAUCUUGAUGUUCACCUGUAUUUUUCUUUCUCCAAAUAAUGGUUAAGAACAUUUUCAAAUGACGGACAACGCCAUCAAACAAACAAUGUUGUGCUCUGAGCUUCUCCUCUAGAUUUACCCCACCUUAAUUAAACCUCUGUUGCCCUCAAUGUUGCUGAACAGUUUGUUCCCAACAGUCCUUCAAGACACCUCAUAAUGCGAUUGUGUUUUAAAAAAGGAAAACAAAAUAAGUAUUUCUCCCUCUGUGGCUGUGUCAAUCCUGCAGGUUUUAUGAUAUUCUGGAGGAUCGGGUGCCUGCUGGACUUGUGGCAGAGUAUCACUCUCUUUUGGAACGCUGCUCUCAGAAGUUCCAGGAGUUUUCUAGCCUGCGGAACGGCAUCAGCAGCGACUCUGAGUCGGAGCUGGACAACGUGUCCAUGGUGGAUGGCCUGAGGAUGUACGAGCAGAUGGAGGCCCUGAAGCGCAAACUCCGGAUCAUCGAGAACCCGCUGCUCAGGUAGCUGGCCAGGGGGAUACAGGCCACCAGUGCCUCUGCAGAGUGUGUGUGUUGAGGGAGUAGUUGUGGGACUGAUGGGAGUUGGUCUCCUAACAGAAGACUGAGUAAAGGCUAUUGGAUUCAGCUCUGUGUCCCUGAGCUAGCAUGUUUGACCUAUACUGCCCCUGUUGAGAGCAAAACCUCUCAGAAUAACACUACAGUCCAGUUCAAUGCAUCAUAUUCUGGUUAGAAUACAAAAGAGGGACAGCAAUUGAAUUUAUAGCUACUACUAAUGCACACCUGGGCCUAUACUCCGAGAGGCUAUGGGAAAGUGGAAGAUCAUCCAUUCUGCUCUGUCCAAUGCUGUACCAUUGUGUUCGUCUACAUAAAUGUGUUCUCUCCUGACACUGCAGAUAUGUGCUGGGAUACAAGGUGAACUCAGGGCAGCAGUCGUGCAGGGCCAAGGGGCCUCGUGCCUCAGGCGGCCGGAUGGUCCAUGUCGUGUCUGUCUCCACUACAGUCAGCCAGCUGCAGAGCCUGAUGGCAGACAAGCUAGGGCCCGAAUUCUCAGGGGAAGAGUUUGAACUACAGGUAUGGCAAAAAAAUAAAAUAGUUUUUUUAAAUCUAUGACAUUCGUCCCUUCUUAGGCAUAUUGUAUUUUGUCAAAUUUAAGUUUGCCCAGGUUUCCAUUUCAAAUGGUCUGUUUAAUGAGAUGACCAGAGACGAAACCCAAUGGUUAUGCUCUCUAACCAUGUCACACUUGUGUAUAGGUCUAAUGCGCAGGGAUUUGUGGGAUUUGCUGAGGUGCUUGGGCUGUCUUUUAUUUGACCUCCCUAGUUCCUGGCUUUGUAGAAGCUGUGUCUGUUCGCCUGAUUUUUCUAUUCCACUGAGAUGUCAGAAGCAGAAAACGUGUGUUUUUGUGUCUGUCUUUGUUUAGUCAUGAGUGCAGAUCUGUGUUGUACAGACAGACUGUGUACUGGAACUGCUCUGUGUUAAAUGUUAGUUUCACAGUGAGCCCCUGCUGGCUGUGAGUGCCUGCUACGAGGGAGACGUGGUCAUCAUCCUUCCAGGACACUACAAUGUCAACAGCUCCAUCAGUAUCCCAGACUCCAUAUCGGUGGAAGGUAAUGUUUCACAUGUCUGAAAGCAGCCUUUAUAAUGGCAGGAUGCACUACUGCUGUAUGUAUGUACAGGUAACUGCCAAAAUAAUGGAAACACAAGUAAAUGAGGGAUACAAAGUAUAUUGAAAGCAGGUGCUUCCACACAGGUGUGGUUCCUGAUUUAAAACGAUGUUAACCAUUUGCAAUGGCUGUCUGUCACCAGAUCUCAACCCAAUUGAACACUUAUGGGAGAUUCCAGCACCGUCAACAAAACACCAAAUUAUGGAAUUUCUCGUGGAAGAAUGGUGUUGCGUCCCUCAAAUAGAGUUCACUCUACACUUGUAGAAUCUACGCCAAGGUGCAGUGAAGCUGUUCCGGCUCAUGGUGGCCCAACACCCUAUUAUGACACUUUAUGUUGGUGUUUCCUUUAUUUUGGCAGUUACAUAUUCGCUGCUGAGGGGAGGACAGCUCAUAAUAAUGGCUGAAAUGGAGUAUAAUGGCUGCAAUGGAGUGAAUGGAAUGGUAUCAAACACAUGUUUGAUACCAUUCCAUUCACUCCAUUCCAGACAUUAUUAUGAGCCAUCCUCCCCUCAGCAGCCUCCACUGGUAUGUAUGUGUCUUUUGUUGCUAUUAGCCAGCCAGUGAUGCCUCUUGCUGGUUUCAGGUAAUGAGGAGUAGAAUCUGGAGGCUUGGUAGUUCAAAAGUCCAUAUUCCACUACCUGAAUCCAGCAAGAGGCCUCUUCUGAUUUUCUGUUUUCCAAUCAUCCAAGUCUGAGGUUCAGUCAUUGCAAAAAUAUCCCUCUGUUUUAGUUUUUUUAUGUGAGUGAGUUGUUCAACACAUUUUGCAGGUUGUCUGAAUCCUUCCAUCCUUUUCUGUCACUAAAGAAUAUGUUGCUAUGCUAUGACUAAUGUGCUGCGAAGUACUGUUAUGGCCAUGGAAGUUAUUUUCAUAUUGAACACUUGCGUAAGUGUUUCAGAUGCAAUCAAGUGUUCACCUGCUGCUGAUGCUUUUACGGUACUGGCUGUACUAUGUGGCAUGUUAAUGCUUCUGGAAGGUAAAACAACCACUCAAUAUACAGUACAUGGAGUGAAAUGAAUGUAUAGCAGAGAGCUUGAUGGCGCAGUAAGCGUUUGAACGGGGGUGAUAGUAAUGCAUAGAGAAGGCUAACGCGGGGGAGGAGAGGUCAGAGCAGAGGCGCCGUGUCAGUCUCUUUAUGCAAAUAGGGGGGCCUGCCGAGUCAGAGGGAGCGGAGGGGAGAUUGGAGCGGCUUUUUACAUGCGUCUGUUUCUAUGUGCUUGCCCCCCUGUGGUGCUAGGAAAACUCCUGAAAGCUGAGAUAAAGGGGAAAUUAGAUGCGGCGCUGCCUGGCACUGCACCACGACAGGAGAAGAGCAACUCAAUUAGACCACCGCUGGAUUACCAUAAUAUAAUUCUCCCUCCCACCAAAGAGCCUUUGAUAUUUUAGAGGAGCAGGGCACACAGAGGCGCUUAUUGCUUUUUGGAUAUUGCUGUAUCAAAGACUGAUCAUAUGCAUUUUUCCGCUCUAUCUUCAUAAGCAUAGCGAGAAUUUCAGAAGAGUGUGUUCCCGAAGAGACAUUAGAAUUGAUUAGUGAGGAGGUUGUUAGUCAGCACUUGUUAAGAACAGAAUGCAUUUGUGAUCUGCAAUCAGUGCACACAUUUUAGCAUUUUUUUUCAUUCAUUCUCUAAGCAGUAGCACAUUUUUGCCUGUCAUGAAGCCCACUGGGAAUAGGGUUUUCCUCUCCUGGAAGUGUGCAUGGCCCUAUGACUUUACAAAUCGAUAUUCAGCCUUUGGCCUUUCCAAUGGCAGCGUGUGAAACCCAGCCAGUGCUGUAGAAUUGUUGGCCACAUUGUGGAACACCUGUCUCCAGGCCAGCUGUCAAGGAACAGAGAAUAAUGAACCCUAGCCGUCAGAACACUGUCCAUCACAUUCUGCACUGUUGUACAGUGCUGCCUGCCUGGGAUUGUGCUGAAUUGCUACUUGUCAUGUACACCACUACGAGGUUGGAAGGAGUGUUCGGAACCAACACUGGCCAUUGAGCCAUGACCCAGUUGUCCCAGCUGUCAGCAUGCAAAGAUGGAGCAAAUGCAAUUUAUUCGAUAUGAUAAUCUUCUUUCUAUGUACAGUUGGUGAUGGGGGAAAAAUUGAUAUAGUAAGUGGAGUAUUGCUAUAUUAUUUUUGCCGAUUUUCUAUCGAUACUGUGAUUGCUAGGUAGUUAACAUUAGCUAGCGCUAGUCGGCUGUACCUGCAACAACCUAUAGCUCAUCAUUCUAUAGCUUGUUCGCCAUCUUCUUUUUAAGUGUUGAGCCAACAUGUGUUCAACACUUAUCUCCAUGACAGAUCAAAAUGCCUUUUCUUCAUGGCUCUCUGCCGCAGACAUAUAGUGAGCAAUAUGUUUAGAACAUCAAAUCGCAAUAAAAUCGCAGUAUCGAAUCGCAAUACGUACGUAUACACUGACUAUACCAAACAUUAGAAACACCUUCCUAAUAUUAAGUUGCAACCAGUGGUGUAAAGUACUUAAAUAAAAAUACUAGUUGUUUUUUGGGGUAUCUGUACUUUACUUUACUAUUUAUAUUUUUUUUUACUUCGCAACAUUCCUAAAGAAAAUGAUGCACUUUUUACUCCAUGCAUUUUCCCUGACACCCAAAAUUACUCAUUACAUUUUGAAUGUUUAGCAGGAUAGGAAAAUGGUAUAAUUCGCAGACUUAUUAAGAGAACAUCCCUGGUCAUCCCUACUGCCUCUGAUCUGGCGGACUCUCAAAACACAUGCUUCGUUUGUAAAUGAUGUUGGACUGUGCCCCUGGCUAUCUGUAAAUUAAACAAACAAGAAAAUUGUGCCAUCUGGUUUGCUUAAUGUAAGGAAUUUGAAAUGAUUUUACUUGGUAUAUUUGAGCAAUUACAAUUACUUUUGAUACUUAAGUAUAUUUAAAACCAAAUACUUUUAGACUUUUGCUCAAGUGGAUUUUUACUUGAGUCAUUUUCUAUUAAGGUAUCUUUACUUUUACUCAAGUAUGACGAUUGGGUACUUUUUCCACCACUGGUUGCAAUGAGAUUUUGCAACAGCCUCAGUUCGUCAGGGCAUGGACUCUACAAGGUGUCAAGCGUUCCACAGGGAUGCUGGCCCAUGUUGACUCCAAUGCUUCCCACAGUUGUGUCAAGUUGGCUGGAUGUCCUUUGGGUGAUGGACCAUUGUUGAAACACAGGGGAAACUGUUGAGCAUGAAAAUCAUUCUUUAACCUGUCUCCUCCCAUUCAUCUAUUCUACACUGCAGAGAUUAAUGUAAACCAGGGCCUAAAAUUAACACCCGCCAAAUGUGAGUAGAUUUUGGCAUUGGCGGGUAAGAUGUCUGUUUCACCAGCCACGUUGGCGGGUGGUCAGGGUCCACAGUGCGAGCAUUUCAUGCGUGUUUGUGAAUAAAAAUAGUAAAGUAUGAUCACAAUUAUAGCAAAAUAAAAGCUGCAGUAUUUCUGCCUUUGUUUCAUAGCUUGUAAAUUAAUUGCACAAAGUCAAAACUAUGAAUCGCUAUAGCCUAUCUCACCUCGCGCUGCAACACUGCCUGGCUGGGGGCUGUGUGCACGUGAAGAGCUGCGCACAGACAAGUUGGUCUAAUUUACUUGAAACGAAAGUCACAAGCUAGGUUGUUUUUCAAUGUUUGAGUUUCAACUGCUAUGGAAGAGAAGACAACGUAGCUACUAGUCAUUCUCUGUCUCACAGACACAAACAUGACUGAGUUGCAUUACCAUGGUAACCUCCCGCCCUUGAAGAGGCAGGUGAACAUUUGUCUCAACUGUGAUAUUUUGGUUAAAAUACUCAGGUCACAAAAAAUGAAAAGAAACAAUAUAUCACAUUACUUCUUACUAGUAAUGCAUUUGUUUUAGAAACAUUACAAAGCAUGCUUUUUUUUGUUGGUGUCAUUAGUGGGGAUGGGGGGGGGGGGGGGUCUGAGUGGCUUGUAGAUCUUUAAAUCUACCUGCUACAGUGGCUGGUGGACCAAAAAGUAAAUUCUAGGCCCUGAUGUAGGCUAAUAAAUCUUUAUUUUCAGGGUUCGGCCUACCUGAUGAGGUGGUGAUUGAGAAGAAGAACAAAGGGGACUCGUUUGUGGAGUCAACAGGAGCCGACGUGAAGAUCUCCAACGUCAAGUUCAUCCAGCAUGACGCUAUCGAAGGCAUCCUCUGUGAGUCCUCUUAGUCCUUCUCCCAAUGUGAUGCUGCCUCUACAUCUACCCUGCCCCCCAACUCUACUGGCAGUCCACCCAUUGGCCUGCAUGAAUAAUUCUGCCUAAGCUGCUGGCAUUGCUUAACAUCUGGCAACAGCCAUAUACAGUGAGGGGGAAAAAAUAAUUUGAUCCCCUGCUGAUUUUGUACGUUUGCCCACUGAAAAAGAAAUGAUCAGUCUAUAAUUUUAAUGGUAGGUUUAUUUGAAAAGUGAGAGACAGAAUAACAAAAAAAAACAACAGAAAAACGCAUUUGUCAAAAAUGUUAUAAAUUGAUUUGUAUUUUAAUGAGGGAAAUAAGUAUUUGACCCCCUCUCAAUCAGAAAGAUUUCUGGCUCCCAGGUGUCUUUUAUACAGGUAACGAGCUGAGAUUAGGAGCACACUCUUAAAGGGAGUGCUCCUAAUCUCAGCUUGUUACCUGUAUAAAAGACACCUGUCCACAGAAGCAAUCAAUCAAUCAGAUUCCAAACUCUCCACCAUGGCCAAGACCAAAGAGCUCUCUAAGGAUGUCAGGGACAAGGCUGGAAUGGGCUUUCCCUCUUGUCUCCAGGUGUUCGUCAGGGUAAGCUGGAGAUGGAGAACUGUGUCCUUCAGUGCGAGACGACAGGUGUCAUUGUGCGGACGUCAGCCCACCUGACCAUGAACAUGUGUGACCUCUACGGCUCAAAGGUGAGAGGUCAUUGACGCUCAUCACUCUCAUGGUGGCGUUGUGCUUUUAUUUUUUAUUUUUUUCUGUGCAGUAGCCUAGCUGUGUCUCCACAUGCUGAUAACUGUUGUGCUGUAGGGAGCUGGUGUGGAGAUUUACCCUGGCAGUGUCUGCAGUAUGGUGGGAAAUGGCAUACAUCACUGCAAAGAAGGAAUCCUGAUCAAGGUGAGAGACCAGAACUUCAAUCUGUAUAUUACUGCUCCCAGCACUAGCACAUUCAACCUCCACAGUAAACCGUCAACAUCAAUGGAACGUCCUGCUAUGCUAUGCAUCUCUUUCUAGGAUCAAUUCCAAGCCUGUGGCAUGAUCUUCUUUCAACCAAAAUUGAAUUUAGUGGAGAAUUAUGUUAAAAUGCGUACACACUCACAGCAAAAACAAAUAUGGACUUAUUUCCCUAGUUAACUCCAGACGAGUUCUGGGGUCUUAUCUCAUUCCCUGAGGAUAGAACAGUAGUGUGUUUUUUAUCGGUCCCUCACACAGGGCUUUCCUUCCUGUUGUCUCUCUGCUCGGUGUGUUGGACUUGGCCAGGACAACUUAAGCAGGAAGACAGACGUGAUGACUCUGUUUAUGCUUGUCUUUCCCCUCUCUCUGUUGCUCAAUCUGUCAACCUCCUCCAUCCCUUCUUCCCCCAGGACUUUGCUGAUGAGCUGGACACCAUGCCCAAGAUCACCAUGGUGAACAAUGUGAUCCACAACAACGAGGGAUACGGAGUGAUCCUGGUCAAACCUAGUGAUGCUGCAGCUGUACAGGAAGACAUCCCAACUGGUACUAACUAGUUCCAAAGCCUGGGGAAGUUCUCCUCAGGAAUAUGAUAAAAAGGGGUGGAGUACGACAGAGUCUAGAUGGAAACUAGUGAUGCAUUAACACAUCAAAUCUGUCACAUUUUGCAUCGGUGGCGUUCCAAAUCGAGUUUUGUAUUUCUGAACGUUAUUCUGAUUUGCAAGAAGCUAGCAAGCUUAAGAAACAAUACUAACACCGCACAUGCUACUAAAACUUUGUCUUACAUGGUAGGAAAAGAGACUUGGACGAAACAAGGAAAAAACUGGGAAAUGGCACUGAGGGGAAAUGUCAUUUAUACUUAGAGCCAAUCUAAUUUGAACGUUGAAUGCCAGCACUCCCAUUCAAGCACAUAAUCCAAUACUGAAGUUCUCCAGACUUCCAAUAGUAGAAUCAACAAGACAGGAUUGGGAAGGAUUGCCACGCGAGACUAGGUACUUCCCCACAUCAAUGGGUUUACUAUCUCUGGAAGGCUGAGUUAGUUUCACUGGAAAGUUUGAGAGAAAAUGUGCUUGACCUUCAGUCCAGGGCAGCUGCAGGAUAAAAGGUCCAGCUGAAGGUGGCAUGGCUUAAAAUACAUCUGGAGCACUCUCUUUUCAUCUCUCUCCCUCUCCAACGUCCUCUAAUGGAAUGUCCCUUAUUGUUUGACCCCAGUACACAGGAAUAAAUACCUCUACCCCAGACAGGGGAAUGAGUGAAAAUGGCUGAAAUUGUUAUUUAAAGAAAAUUAUAAUUAACAAAUCUCUUCUCUUCAGAUUACCUUUCAAAAAUGUUAUCUACAGAAUUAAUCAGUUUUGCAGAGACACUACUAAGCCAACAACUGGGUAAUAAUUGUUGUUUGCGUUGUUAUUGAAAAGAUGUCCAUUAUGAUGCAUUAUUUCCCUUCUGGAAUUAGCAACACAAAAAAAAGCUGUAAAUAAAACAUUUCUCAACACUCCAUUCCCCACUUUAAACGUUGAAAAGAGGCUGUUCGCAUUUUGAUUUGAAAAGGCAAUUAUCUACGAUUGAUCCCAAAGGGCAGUCUUUGUUAGAAUACACUGUCAGUCUGAUUUGAACAGAAUGUAGUAAUAUUUCACAGGAAGAUGUGGUGUUUUCAUAAACAUGACAAAUCAGAAUGUCAUGAUGGAGAAGGAAGUGGAAGUAGUGGUAUUAAGUCUGAAUGUCACAGUGAGGUGUUGACAAGCCUGUCAUGAACUGAUUCAUGUUAUUUUCCAGAUGAGCCACUGGAUAAAGAAGAAGAGGGGGAAGAGGAGAUGAAAGGUGAGAUGAAGAUGCAGGUAGAUGUAGACGUGCCCCUCAUCGUGGUGGACGACUGCUCUGUGAAGGAACCAGUCUCCUAUUCGUCUUGUUACGACGUUCCUCCAGAGUUCACGGAGGGCAACGAUGCCAUCAAGAGGGAGCUGGUGGCCACAUCAGCCAAAAAGCAGCGAUGCCAGAAGAGCAGGCUGAAGGAGCUGGGAGUGACCCAGGCAGAUGACAACCUGCUCUCCCAGGAGAUGUUUGUCUCCAUCCAGGACAACCAGUUCAGGAGAAACGGCAUGGGCAGCUUCGGCACCUUCUUGUACUGAUACUAACUGACCCGUCCUCCUGUUCUGUAGGCCAUACAUGCACAAACACACUUUUACUUUAUUUAUUCUAACCUCUUUGCAAAAUGUUGCUGCACUAGCUUGUGAGUGGGUAUGUGUAUUUUUAAAUGCUUUUUUAACAUGGCUUUUUAAUACAAUUCUCAUUUUAGUAUACUGAUAUUGUGGAGACCUGAGUCUAAUAAACUGAAUUAUUUUCACAAUUACACUAAUGAUGAGUCUCAAAUGUCCUUCGCAAAUGUUUUUUCACUUUUUUCAGUGGAUAUUGUAUGAUUUCUUGUUAUGGAUAUUGUUAAGAUGACACUGCUUUAAAUUAUUUUGUGUUUGUGUUGGGGGAAAUCACAUUGCCUUAUUUUGAGUUAGUGUCUCACCCUCACCUGUAGUUCUGGUCAUUCCUUUAUCACAUUUUGCUGAAAGCACUGUAAACAUUAAAAAUCAUGAGCC